GCAUCCAUCUUCUACGGAGCAGAUGAGUAUCUUGAGGAGCUUAAGGGGCCAAGAUGACACCUCCAAGUUGGUGGCCCCGGGGUGCCUUGUGUUUGACACUGGACAGGGCACGGCGAAGUACAUCCUCUUUCGUGGUGCUGGAUGGUGGCUUUGGCAUGCCAUCUGGCUCCUGGCUUUAGUCACGAUCACCUGUCCUGCACGGCAAGAGCCCAUGCAGGUUUGGGCCAGCAGCGGCUGGGGCGCCGCGCUGGUUGCAAGCUGUGGGAUCCUUGGUGCCGGCAUUUGCACCGGAGGUUUGGGCGUCCUCUUCAGCUUCCGGUCAGGCUUCGCUUGGAUGCCUUACGGCGUCGUGCUCGGCGUGCUCUUGUUCUUCAGGAGCGACGGAGGAUUGGGAAGAAACGUGCACGGCAGCUUGGGUGGCGCUGCCUUCGACUUGGGCAUCGAGCUGCUCGCUGGAUUGGGCGACGACGCCUUCGCGAGCAUCGAUGGUGGAGGCGACGACUUCGAGAUCGUGAUUCUCGUGUGCGGAGGCUGUUGCUGGCUGCUGCUGUGGCGUAAGCGCGUCUGCUUGUUUUCAUGCAAGAGCCUGGGAGCCGUGAGAAUGGGCUCCGACCCGAAGACCGGAAGAAAGCUGAAGAGCCCAAGGGCCGACAAGAAGGAAGAUGCAGAGCCUGCGCGGCCACUCGUGUGUAGUAUGGGCCACAGGGCCGACAAGAAGGAAAAUGCAGAGCCUGGUGGGCCACUCGUGUAUCGCUGUGCCUGUGGAACCGCGCCUUGGGGCGCCUUUGGGGUGCACUACGCCAGGCAGCAAACCCAGGGCCUGGAGGGGCUCGCCGUGCAAAGCGAGACCGUUGUGCAAGAGCUGUUGCAACCUGUGCUUUCGGAGGGACUCGAGAGUGCGCUUGGCCCGGGCAAGGGCAAAGGCAAAGGGAUUGAUGGUGUUGCUCAUCCUCCUUGGCGGCGCCGGGGGGCUGACCCAGAGCCUCGCGAGGGUGCUGGCCAUGAGGCUGAGACCGGCUUCGGCGACAAGUGGCGACGACAGCGACGACGUGACGAUGGUGAGGGUGCUGCUGGUGUCGAGCAGCGAGCGGCGCCAAAGGGCAAGGGCAAGAAAGCUGCUACUGAGGAGCAGGCUCGACUAGGGCUGCAAGUUGCGACUAAAGGCAAAGGCAAGAAUGCUGAUACUGAGGGUUCUGCUGGCUUGGCUGCUCGGCCUGAUGCUUCGGGCAAGGGCGAGAAAGCUGGUGGCAAAGGCAAGGGCAAUGGGAGUCGCGAUGCGGUUGCGCCUCCCCCUACAGCUCGUGCCCGUCGGUGGCAGCGUGAUGGUUGGCAGGAGGUCAAGUGGAAGCUUCGCCCUGGAGACCUCAACUUCAACAAGGUGAUCACGACGACCGAGGCGCUUGAGGUGGAACUUGACAAGGGUGAGCCUGUGCUAGUUUACACCGACGACCCCCAGUGCCUUGAGGACUUCGGUGACUUGAUGCGGGGGGGCUGUCACCCUUCCUCACUUCUUGUGUUUGAUGGCCAGGCCUGUACUCCUCUGGAUGCUUUGCAGCGGGACUUUCCAGUCGAUCACAAGAGUCUGCCGGGUAUCCUCCGUGGCGGUCUGAAGCUUCGGCGGUGCUGGGUGGUGGCUUGGACUAAGGGCAAGCCUGUGGUUGGUGACUUGCCUUUGGACCUGGAGGUUGACUUCAUUGCAGCUAAGGCGCCCAAGAAAAGCAACGUCUACGAGGACUCCGUGGUGGUGCGGGCUGUGUGCGCGCAGCGUUUCUCUGACACUGAUAGGUGGAAGAAGAUUGUGCACAAGCCCGGUGCCGCGAUCAGGGAUUGGAUGGCUCGUGCCGGUGUUCCGCCGGCUGAUCUUCUUGAUUGCUGGGGUUGGGAGAAAACCGGCGACGAUUCGCAGUCUCCUCAGCCCGGCGGGAUGGUGAAGGGCUUGCUUCGCCUGUCUCCGACGGCGGCUCGGUCGUUGCUUGCGGCGGGAGGCCGGCUUCUAGGUGGCACGGCUUUCUUUUGUCAGCCUCUUCGGUGGUCGGAUUUGACGCUCAAUCAGCCGGCUUUGCUUUGGGAACAGCAACUCCCUGAUGAACUCCAUUGCCUCUAUCUGCGGAGGGUCGUGGCCGGUGCGGGCGAGAUGGGGCUGCACUACGAUGGCAAGCGACUGGCGGUUCGCAUCGAUCCUAGGGAUUCGCGUAAUGUUGCUAGGAGGUCUUGA
This is a messenger RNA of Symbiodinium necroappetens, 2215 nucleotides long. NCBI's taxonomy places the organism in Eukaryota, Dinophyceae, Suessiales, Symbiodiniaceae. The record is from the annotation of a GenBank genome assembly.